Molecule: messenger RNA, 2651 nt
Organism: Ricinus communis (castor bean)
Lineage: Eukaryota; Viridiplantae; Streptophyta; Magnoliopsida; Malpighiales; Euphorbiaceae
Exons: 9
Coding region: 298-2226 (642 amino acids)
Biological process (GO): wybutosine biosynthetic process
Molecular function (GO): catalytic activity; 4 iron, 4 sulfur cluster binding; FMN binding
Source: RefSeq, a predicted model, not a curated record
AUAGAACUUUGGGUAAUUCUUUCCUGUCGUCUUUUUGGAAACGACAAGGAGUUGUGGUCCUCAAUCUUUGCCGAAAUAAGACACUAGGCCCUAACUGGUUAAAAAUACCGGCCCAUAUAUUGGGCUGACCCAGCUCCCCGACAGCAAAACCGCAAAGCCCUUUUUCUCCUUCUUCUUCUUCCUCCUCCUUCGCUAACACUGGUUAGAGCUUCUUCUUUCAACAGUGAACUGAAAUAUUGAAAUAAACGCGUAUUACAUUUCAGUCAAUAAUAAGAUAACAAUAAACAAAUACAAAAAAUGUCCCUUUCUUCCUAUCGUGCUCGCUUAGCGCUCCUUGCUCUUCUCUCCGCUUCCACUUUCUACUGUUUCUACAAAUCACGCCGUCUCAAACAACUUAAAACCUCCUUUAUCCCUACCGCCGUUACUUCUUCUAAUAGAGGUAAGCUCUUCUUUAUCUCACAAACAGGAACCUCAAAAGCCCUAGCGCAACGCCUCCACAUUCUAUUUAAACUAAACGAUCUCUCAUUGGACUUGAUCGAUGCUAAAGACUAUGAACCUGAAGACCUUUGUAAAGAAAAUUUGGUAAUAAUCGUUGCUUCUACUUGGGAAGAUGGAAAACCGCCUUCAAACGCUGAUUUCUUUGCGAAUUGGCUUGCGGAGAGUGCUGAUGAUUUUCGAGUUGGUUCUUUGCUGCUUUCUAAUUGUAAAUUCGCUGUUUUUGGAGUUGGAAGUAGAGCUUAUGGCGACAGUUUUAAUGCUGCUGCUAAAGAUUUUUCUAAAAGAUUGAGGGAGUUAGGUGCUAAUGAGAUUGUAGCGAUCGGGGAAGGCGACGUGGAUAGUGGUGAAAUAGAUGCCGCUUUUGAAGAAUGGAGUGGGAAAGUGGUUGGGGUUUUGAAAGGAGGUAGCUUGGAGAACGGGUUUAUUGGUUGUGAGAGUGAGAAUGAUAAUGUUGUUGUUGACGAUGAUGAUUUUCAAAGUAGCGAUGAGGAGAAUGGUGAAUUGGAGUCGGGAAUUGUUGAUCUUGAGGAUAUCGCAGGUAAAGGACCUUCGAGGAGGAGGUUUAAUGCGGUCACUGAAACUAAUAGUAAACCAAAUGGUCAGAAAGAAAUGGUCACUCCAGUUAUCAGGGCCAGCUUGGAAAAGCAGGGAUACAAGAUUAUUGGUUCACAUAGUGGUGUCAAAAUUUGUAGAUGGACCAAAUCACAACUUAGAGGCAGAGGAGGUUGUUACAAGCACUCAUUUUAUGGAAUAGAAAGUCAUAGAUGCAUGGAGGCAACUCCUAGUUUGGCUUGUGCAAAUAAAUGUGUUUUCUGUUGGAGGCAUCAUACAAAUCCAGUUGGAAAGAACUGGCAAUGGAAGAUGGAUGAUCCUCUAGAAAUUGUGAAUUCUGCCAUAGAUCAGCAUACAAAGAUGAUUAAACAAAUGAAAGGGGUUCCUGGUGUUACAAUGGAACGCUUGAAUGAAGGGCUGUCUCCCAGGCAUUGUGCUCUAUCACUUGUCGGUGAACCUAUCAUGUACCCAGAGAUUAAUACACUUGUGAAUGAGUUGCACCAAAGGCGGAUAUCAACUUUUCUAGUGACAAAUGCUCAGUUCCCUGAAAAGAUCAAAAUGCUAAAGCCUGUUACCCAGUUAUAUGUCAGUGUUGAUGCUGCAACAAAGGAGAGCUUGAAGGCAAUUGACAGACCACUAUUUGGUGAUUUUUGGGAGCGAUUUAUUGAUUCCUUGAAAGCUCUCAGGGAGAAACAGCAGCGUACUGUGUACCGCUUGACACUGGUGAAAGGAUGGAAUACAGAGGAUGUUGAUGCUUAUUUUAACCUCUUUAGCAUCGGACAGCCUGAUUUUAUCGAAAUUAAAGGCGUUACAUAUUGUGGAUCGUCUGCUACAUCAAAGUUGACAAUGGAGAAUGUGCCCUGGCAUUCCGACGUGAAAGCUUUCUCAGAGGCCUUAGCUCUUAAAAGCAAAGGGGAAUAUGAGGUAGCUUGUGAGCAUGUCCACUCUUGUUGUGUGCUCUUGGCCAAAACUGAGAAGUUCAAGGUCAAUGGUCAAUGGUUCACAUGGAUAGACUAUGAGAAGUUCCAUAAUCUGGUUGCUUCUGGAAAACCUUUCAAUAGCAAGGAUUACAUGGCUCCCACACCUUCCUGGGCUGUUUAUGGAGCAACAGAAGGUGGUUUUGAUCCAGAUCAGUCUCGCUAUAGGAAGGAGAGACAUCAUAAAUCAAGCCAUUGACCAACCAGUCGGUCAGAAUAUACAAAGGCUCCCAGAAAAUGAUGAUGAAAUGAAGAAAAAUAUAAAUGGGACAGAACAUACACGAAUUCCAGAAGUAAAAAUAAUUCGGUCUGCGACAGCGACAGCGACACUCUCAAGUCUUAGCAGAAGCGUGAGGCUACGGACCUCUGAAGUAUCGUAUCAGAGUCUCUUCUUUGCAACCGCUUCAUUCACAGACUGCCUAAAGAGUCCUUCGUAGGAAGACGGUUCCUUGAAAUAUGCAUUAUAACGUUGGUCAAUUGUAGGUCAAGCUGACGCGUUAAACACGUCAAAUUACAGUUUUCGAAUCUUUCUUUCGCUGCUACUUAUUUAGAAUCUCAAAUUUGACAUGUUAGUGAGUUAAGACUAACACAAGAGACAAAUCUAAGUUGAAGAUCUUAUCAUUA